Molecule: messenger RNA, 2272 nt
Organism: Ylistrum balloti
Lineage: Eukaryota; Metazoa; Mollusca; Bivalvia; Pectinida; Pectinidae
Product: solute carrier family 23 member 2-like
Exons: 11
Coding region: 11-1822 (603 amino acids)
Biological process (GO): transmembrane transport
Cellular component (GO): membrane
Molecular function (GO): transmembrane transporter activity
Source: RefSeq, a predicted model, not a curated record
AUAGGAAAACAUGGAGGAUAGAAAACAACAUGAUACGGCGAAGGUGGAUGUACCAGCGGAAGUAGAUCCUCCACGACACGGAAAGACAUUCUACGGGGUAGAAGACGUCCCUCCCAUUCAUUUAUGCUUCCUCUUUGGACUGCAGCAAGCUAUCCUGUGCCUGGGAAGCAGCUUGUCCAUUCCUUUCAUCAUAGCCGGGAUGAUCUGUGCUGAAAACGAGAGUGACGUGAGAGCUAAACUUCUCAGUAUCACAAUGUUUAUGUGCGGUCUGGCCACUAUAUUACAAUCAACGUUCGGUGUCAGACUUGGUGUUGUUCAAGGUGGUUCUCACACCUUCAUCGCACCUAUAGUAGCAAUGAUGUCGCUCAGUAAAUGGAGCUGCCCCAGUGUCAACGAGACUUUUGUAGCUGAUGACAAUGGCGAAGCUUGGCAAAUCCGUAUGAGAGAGAUCCAGGGCAAUCUCAUCCUUGCAUCUCUGACUCAGGUCAUACUAGGCUGUACCGGAGUGAUGGGGUUUUUGCUUAAGUUCAUAGGCCCUCUGACUAUCGCUCCCACUAUCUCACUCAUCGGUUUGUCACUGACAGGGGUAGCAAACGAUUUUAACACUGUUCACUGGGGAAUAGCCAGUCUAACGUUUUGUCUCAUCGCAAUCUGUACACUUUUCCUUGCUCGAGUCCAAGUACCAUUACCGUCGUUUUCGAUAAAAAGGAAAUUCCACAUAACACGAUUUCCCAUCUUCCAGUUGCUGCCCGUAAUUAUCAGCGUGUGUGUUGGAUGGCUUUUGUGCUACAUUCUGACCAUUACGGAUACCCUACCUAACGACAAGAAUGCCAAGUCCUAUUAUGCUCGGACGGACUCCAGACUGGACGUUGUGUCCGGCAUGCCUUGGUUCUAUAUUCCUUACCCUUUUAUAUUUGGGACUCCAACUGUGUCGGCCGCUGGUUAUGUCGGAAUGCUGGCUGCAACUCUCUCCUCCAUUAUUGAGUCGAUAGGGGACUACUUUGCUGCAGCCAAAAUCUCACACGGCACACCGCCUCCUCCUCAUGCCAUCAACAGGGGACUGGCAAUGGAAGGCUUUUGUAGUGUGUUGUCAGGUCUAGUAGGUGCCGGGCAUGCUACUACCUCCUACAGUUCCAACAUUGGUGCUAUUGGUAUCACAAAGGUUGCAAGCAGACGAGUGUUCCAAGUAGCCGGUGUCAUAUUGGUGAUUGGUGGAGUCAUAGGUAAAAUAGGAGCCAUCUUGACGUUAAUUCCGGAUCCAAUCAUAGGUGGUAUAUUGACAGUAGUGUUCGGGAUGGUUGCCAUGGUUGGAAUCUCCACGCUCCAGUUCACCGACAUGUCUUCAACAAGGAACCUCACUAUACUGGCCAUAUCCAUCAUUCUUGGCCUAAUGGUGCCAGAAUGGAUUGCUAAAAACCCAAAUGCAAUACAAACAGGUAAUUCUGAGUUGGACCAAGUACUUAAUGUACUUCUCGGCACCGCCAUGUUUGUUGGAGGGUUUCUGGGUUGUUUACUUGAUAAUUUAGUCCCAGGUUCCUCUGAGGAGCGUGGUAUCAAGAAAUGGCGGGAAAGCAUGUAUGAUUCAAACGGCAAAGUGACAGAGAGCAAUGUGCAGUAUGACUUGCCAUAUGUUACUAAGUAUAUGAGGAAAGCUAAGUGUUUCUCCUUCAUUCCUAUUUGUCCCACAUUUGAAGGGAUGAGUGAUAGUCUGAGAUGUUACAAAAAGCGAUCAAAGGGCGUUGAAAUGACUGACAGAAAAUCUUAUCCAAGUGAUGACCAAUUUCCUCCCUCCAAAUACACACCAGAAGAUACUAAACUUUAAUGCAAAGCUUUAUUUGAUUUUUAUAAACUUUUUGACAGCUACUGAGAAUAUGUUUAUCACUAAUAUUGAACCUUAUUGUUUAUGAGUGUAAGAAAACCAUUAUAUCUUAUUAUCCAAUUGAAUAUUUGGCCCUGCAUUUAUUCAUGAAGAAGGACAUAGUCAUGUCGUUAUAACUUACAAGCGGUCGUGGCAUGAUCAGAAAUGGAGUGAACAUAUCGGUUAUAGGACUUUAUUCAAAGUAGUUUUAACAAUGACAUUGCAGAAAGUAUACCAUGGCGCUAGUUUAAGCAAAAUUUAUAAACUCAUCAAGCUAGUUUGACGUUAGACACAAAAUGGUCAAUAUAAUUAGGUGCUACACGCCCACAAUGAAACAUAUAUACAAUAACUUCUGUGUACUAAAUGUAUAAAUGAUACGUUAUAUAUUCUGUCAUCAAUCAAAUGUAAUGUAAA